AUGGUGAAAAGAAAGCUGGGAGCUCUGGAAAAGGUCGAGGCUGAUCUGCCCAAUCUGCAGCACAAAAUUCGCCGUGAUCCCAAAUCAUACAUUGAAGAUUUCCGCGCCCAACACUACCAAUAUGAGUCGCAUCGUGAAAUUUUCAUGGCCGCGCCCACGUCGGCCACGGACACCGGUAUCAUCUCGCUGCGUGAUCUUAUUGAUUUCAUUUCUCACGUUGCCGAUUGCUACCCGGAGAUCUUGAAAGAUUUCCCACAGCAGCUUAUCGACAUGCUUAUGCAGCAUCACUUGGUGUUGGAGCCAGAAUUAAGAGAAAAGCUGGUUGGUAGCAUAGUGCUUCUCAAGAAGAAAGAUCUUGUCGAUUCAGCAACGCUGCUUCAUACAUUAUUCCCGAUUCUCAUUACGACACCCAGCAAGACUCUCCGCGCUUUCCUGUUCCAGAAGAUUCUUUCUGAGCUUCGCAUGUCCAAUUUGAAAACCACCAACCACAAGCUUAACCGUACUAUGCAGACAGUUCUCUUCAACUUGGUUACAUCUGAUCGUACUUCAUCCAAAGCCCUCUGGGCAAUAAAAUUGACCCGAGAGCUAUGGAAGCGUCAAAUCUGGACCGAUGCUAAGACUGUUGAGAUUAUGAAGGAGGCCAGUUUGUCUGAGAAUGAGAAGGUCAUCAUUGGUGGAGUACGCUUCUUCCUUGGCGGAGAUAAGGAGCGCGAGCAAAUGGAAGACGAGAGCAGUGACGAGGAAGUGGAUGUGGCCCGCAUCAAGCAUCAGCUUGGCAUCAACAAGAAGACCAAAAAGAAGGCCCGUGUCGCCCAGAAAGCCAUGGCCCUUCACAAGAAAAAGGAACACAAGAAGAACCAACCGCAUCCGCUCAACUUCUCUGCGCUUCACCUACUGCAUGAUCCGCAAGGAUUUGCAGAGACCCUAUUCUCCAAGCACUUGCAAAACAGCAGGGCCAAGUUGAAUCUGGAGCAAAAACUACUAGUUCUCCAGUUGGUCUCUCGAUUGGUUGGCUUGCACAAACUUCACAUUAUGUCGCUCUACUCCUACUUCCAGAAAUUCCUCACUCCUCGCCAACCCUCUGUCACAUCCUUCUUGGCAUCCCUAGCACAGGCAUCUCACGAUCUAGUGCCCCCGGAUGUUCUUGAGCCUCUGGUCCAGAAGAUCGCGAAUGAGUUCGUCUCCGAGGCGUCGGCAGGAGAAGUCGCCACUGCUGGUCUGAACGCCAUCAGAGAGAUCUGUGUCCGCCAGCCUCUGGCAAUGAAUGAGACUUUGCUGCAAGAUCUCGUCAUGUACAAGAAGAGUAAAGAUAAGGGUGUUAUCAUGGCCUCAAAGGGUCUGCUCAGUCUGUUCCGUGAUGUUGGCGCGCAGAUGCUUAAGAAACGUGAUCGUGGUAAGGAGGCUUCCAUGAGCCUCCGUGCCGGCGACAAGGAACAGCGACGAUUCGGCCAACAGGAGUCUGGAGGCAUUGAGGGAAUUGAGCUCCUGGAGCAGUGGAAGGAAGAAGAACGCCGCAAGAAGCGACGUGAGAAGGGUCUUCCGUCCGACGGCGAGGAUGACGAGGAUGAGGAUGAAGAAGACAACUGGGAUGCCUGGAAUGUCGAGGAUGACUCCGACAGUGAUGAUUCUGGCGAUUGGAUCAACGUCCAGAGUGACGUUGAGAUCGACCUCAGUGACUCGGAAGACGAGAAGGACCGGCCCUCGAAGAAGACCAAGCAAAAUGAUGAAGAACCCAAGGCAGCCGCUGAAGGUUCAAAGGAGCCCGCCACAAAGGAGUCUACUUUCUCCAAGCUCGCCACAACCCGCAUUCUCACACCUGCCGAUUUGGCCAAGCUUGCUGAGCUUCGAGCUCAAGCGUCAGUUGACGCUGCCGUGUCAGGAGGCUCCAAGUCCCGCCGUGCAGCACAAGCCCUCAGCGCUCGUCACACAGACGACCCAUUGACAGCCGAAGAGAUCGAGGGUCUCGCGGCCCUCUCAGCUGCAAAGCAAACCCGCGAGGAGAGAAUUGCUCACGCUCGCGAGGGCAAGUUGGACCGCUCAGAGCACAAGAGUAAGGAAGCCAAGCGUCGGGAACGCAAGGAAGAGCAGGGUAAGAGUACCACGAACAAGGAGAAGGCUCGCAAGAAGAACUUCUUCAUGACCCUGGGCAAGGCAAAGAGCAAGAACAAGCGUAGUCUGGUUGAGACGCGCGCGGUGUUGAAGGCACACCACGACCGGAAGAAGAGAGGUGGAAAGCGCGGAAACUUGGGCAAUUAA
Messenger RNA from Penicillium taxi, 2256 nucleotides. RefSeq names its product SDA1 family protein. The coding region runs from base 1 to 2256 and encodes 751 amino acids. Lineage: Eukaryota; Fungi; Ascomycota; Eurotiomycetes; Eurotiales; Aspergillaceae. The record is from RefSeq and is a predicted model, not a curated record. The transcript is spliced from 4 exons. Gene Ontology annotation, biological process: ribosomal large subunit export from nucleus; ribosomal large subunit biogenesis. Gene Ontology annotation, cellular component: nucleolus.